AUGUUUGAGCGUGACCUUGCUGCUACUCGAACUCAACGGGUUGCUGUGGAAGUGGUUGCCCCUGAUGAAAAACCGAUUGAGGGCGAUAAUGCCCCACCUGUGCCCCCAGUACUGCCCGUUACGGCUAUUACCCAAAGGUCCGAGAAGCUUCCAGAUCCAGAGGUGUUUAGGGGAGAUCGUGAUCGAGAAAGAUUACACCUAUUCAAGCAACAGAUGAGGGUCAAUCGACUGGAGAGUGUUGCCGCUAAUCAGUUCCUACAAUACGUCGGGGAAGAAGGAAUUGCUUUGCCUUCCAUGUUACGGUUUUAUGAAAUUCUAGAUACUGCGUUCGGGGACCCUGAUCGAAUGUGUACGGCUAGGAGGAAUCUCAGGAACAUCCGCCAACGAAAUCGAACUUUUGCUGAUUAUUUCACCGAAUUUCAAAGAUAUGCUGCCGAGUCGGAGAUGGAUGAAGCUUCUCGGAUUGAGGCUCUAAUGGAAGGUAUCAAUGUGGAACUCGACGAAUCAAUGAUACAUCAUGAAACCCCUGCUACGGUAGAUGCAUGUCCAACGCUCUUGCAACAGUUGUAUAAUCGCCGUCGAGCGGCAGAAGCUAAGCGAGGAAGUAAAAAGCCUUGGAAUGCUACUACUGCUCCGGCCCCUCGUCCCCCACCAGCGAAUCCUGUCCCUGCUCCCAGUGCUGCCGCCCCGGCGGUCAAUGUACCUACCACUGAGAACCAUCCCUCGUUCCGCCCAGGAGGUGAUGUACCGAUGGAUUUGUCUGUAGGACUUCGUCGCCCCACCACUACCGAAAGAAACGCCCGCUUAGCUGAGGGUUGA
Messenger RNA from Morchella importuna, 819 nucleotides. RefSeq lists its product as uncharacterized. NCBI's taxonomy places the organism in Eukaryota, Fungi, Ascomycota, Pezizomycetes, Pezizales, Morchellaceae. The record is from RefSeq and is a predicted model, not a curated record. The transcript has 2 exons. The coding region runs from base 1 to 819 and encodes 272 amino acids.